UACGGGAAGAAGAACUAUAAGCUCUCGCCGUGAGUCACUUUGUGCCCAUUUCUGUCAACUUUCGGCAAGGGUUUAAGUAAAACCUUCUUCCUCAAUCAAUCAACAAUGGCGGACGACGAUUACAACGAGAUAGAUAUGGGAUACGAGGAUGAGCCACCAGAGCCUGAGAUUGAAGAAGGUGUAGAGGAAGAUGUAGAAAACAAUAACACUGAUGAGAUUCCUGGGGAAACCAUUGAAACAGAUGAUAAAGAAGAACAGGAACAAGUUGAGGGACCGCAUAAAACUUCAAAAUUUAUGACCAAAUAUGAGCGAGCUAGAAUCUUAGGUACACGUGCUCUGCAGAUCAGCAUGAAUGCACCUGUAAUGGUUGAGUUGGAGGGUGAGACUGACCCACUCGAAAUUGCUAUGAAGGAACUGCGUGAGCGGAAGAUUCCCUUUACCAUACGCCGCUACCUGCCUGAUGGAAGUUAUGAGGACUGGGGAGUCGACGAAUUGAUUGUGGAAGACUCAUGGAAGAGGCAAGUGGGUGGUGAUUAGACCGUUCUGAUUAGUAGGGAGAAUGUUCUGACUCAUGGAAGAGGCAAGUGGGUGGUGAUUGAGAUAAAUCUCAUUUAGUCAGAGAGAGUGGUCUUGCAAUAUGUAGACUUGUCUGUAAGUUUGUAUGACAUGGAUAUGAUCUUUUUGAUGGACCUUAGAAAACACUGUAAAAAAUUGUUGGAUGGUUUAACUAGUUUUAUGCAUAUAUGAUUCUAUGUGAGAUCCAAAAACAGGUUAAAUGUUUGCAGAGUAUGCUUAAGCUUAUUAUAAAAAUCAGUUACCAGGAGUUUUUUACUUAA
Messenger RNA from Ziziphus jujuba (common jujube), 836 nucleotides. RefSeq names its product DNA-directed RNA polymerases II, IV and V subunit 6A. The coding region runs from base 106 to 537 and encodes 143 amino acids. Gene Ontology annotation, biological process: DNA-templated transcription. Gene Ontology annotation, molecular function: DNA binding; DNA-directed RNA polymerase activity. The transcript has 6 exons. NCBI's taxonomy places the organism in Eukaryota, Viridiplantae, Streptophyta, Magnoliopsida, Rosales, Rhamnaceae. Gene Ontology annotation, cellular component: RNA polymerase III complex; RNA polymerase I complex; nucleus. The record is from RefSeq and is a predicted model, not a curated record.